CUAAGGGCAUCCUAGUCGUCGGCUGUGGUGUAGUAAUCCGUCUGGUGGUCACAUUCCUCGCACUGACUCCUUCCAAACUCACGAUCCGCGAGCGGAUAUAUGUCGUCUUCGCGUGGAUGCCCAAGGGCACGGUACAGGCCCUCAUCUCCGGACUAGUCUUUAACGAACUGUGUAAAAAUACCAAUGCCCACCUUAUUGACUGGGGUGUGACACACAACGGAAUCUUUGAUUUCACCUACGUCUUGUCUCAACUGGUAAGAUUUGUGAAAGUGCAAAACAGAACCACUUGCAGAUAUCUAAAGGCAUUUGUUGUAGUGGAUGUCUUGCUAUUUGAAAACGUCAGUUUUAAUUGUCUUUUUGUGCAGAUAGAGAAUUAUAAGGUGUUUCGAUCACCGAAAUAA
Messenger RNA from Dibothriocephalus latus, 401 nucleotides. The record is from the annotation of a GenBank genome assembly. Lineage: Eukaryota; Metazoa; Platyhelminthes; Cestoda; Diphyllobothriidea; Diphyllobothriidae.